AUGUCUGAGACGAAAGAUCACGCGCCGUCUACCCAGGCGAAGCAGCGUAGCGGGGGAUCCAACUCGUUCAGUCGUCUGGAGAAUAGCAGCCCAUUCUCAAGGAUAGACCCAACAGCUGCCGAUUCGACGGAAGCUAUACAAGGUACUUCGGAGAACGCGGUAGGCUCAGCUGGGCCCGGGAUGACAGAGGCGACAGGGGAUGUCUUUGAAAAGAAGGAUUCCGAUCCGUCACAUGGAGAUGGUGAGGACGCAGAACCUGUUAUUGGACAGCUGCCUGUUGAGCUCCCAGAGCAGUUUAUCGCCUCUCUUAGUGCCAAAACGUACACCACCCCUCCGUCAAUAGAUACACUCUCCGAUUUGUUUCAAGAGUUCUACCUCCGUGCGGGCUCACAUAUUGCAACACACGUCUCCACUUUAGCAUCACGGCUACAUCGUGAUAGCUCGACUUCUUCUCUCCAGUCACAGGCCUCCAAGUCCUCAAGGCGUCCCCCAAGCUCCAAUGGCCCACAAAAGGAUACACCUGAGCAACAGAUGCUCACAGCUGAAGAGGUUGCGGAAAGACGAAAGGCACGAAAGCUACUCCAGUUCAAGCAGCACGCUCUUGAGGAAGCCGUUGAACGGAGGGCGUGUGAAACCAUAUACGACAAGAUAUGGCGACACCGGAGUACAAUAGAUGACGUUCGAGACGAGAAGCUACGGUCAAAAACGGCGGCAUUACUGGUAAUGGGGAUUGAGCUGAAGGACCUGGGAGUGGAUAUCUCCAAGCAAGGCGCUGGGAAAACGGUAGACCCAAAGGAAUGCGUUUCCGCAGCUCGUCAGUGCUUGAUACGGAUGAACGACGAGAAGUUCCCUCUCGGCAAACUCCAACUCAUCGUAGCGGCGCACAAGGCGAUUGUAGAUGCCUUGACGAACAUACUCCCGUCCUCGUCCUCAGCAGACGAGAUCCUCCCUACGUUAAUAUAUACCCUAAUCCUCUCGCCACCAGAGGGGGUCAAUAUCAUCAGCAAUCUCAAUUUCAUACAGAGGUUCAGAGCAUCAAAUAAAGUCGACGGUGAGACAGCCUAUUGUCUUACGAACUUAGAAGCCGCUAUCGAUUUCCUAGAGAAUGUUGAUUUAACUAGCCUUCGUAUGGAAGAAGGCCGGACACCGAUUGACCAGCCUGACAUGAGUCUCCUAUACCCUACACCUCUGGAUUCUAACUCAAGUGAAGCCCACGAGAAAAGUCCGUCUACUGCCUCACUUGCCACUAGCACCUUACCCUCUAACUCGGAUACAAGACCCCCUCCAUCUACUCACCCUUCCGCCCAGCAACGACUGUCCGACUUACUCCAACCUCCUGCAAAAGCCCUUGGAGCGGCAAAUGAUAUUGUGCGAAGUACCGCCGAUCAGGGCUUGAAAACCAUAAGCAGUACGUUGGACAACAGUUUCACCUUCUUGUUCGGAAGGUUGAAAGAAGUCCAAAUCUCUCAGGGUGAUAGUGAUCAGCGUGUCACACCCAUUGUUCCCAAAACACUUGACGAUGCGCGGAAGCUUGUACAGGUUAAAGCCAGUCCUAUGCUUCCAGAUGACGCUAUCAGUGAAGACGGGUCGAUAAAGGAGGACCGCACGCCCACGCCUACUCCCUCUAUUUCAUCAAGACAGCCCCUCGACGACCGGCUAGCUGGUUUGGUCGCCGGCCGAAGACGGCCAGGCAUAACUCGACGUGACUCUAGUACCAAUCGGUCCGAUACAAAGGCAACUGAUAACCCUAUCGCGCCAACCGGCGCACCACCCGCUUCAUCCAGCGCCAGUGCUGCAAACGCGGGGUUCGGAUCCGUUAGAGGUUUUGGUACCUCGUUGAAUCCGCUCAGUCAUAUACCUAAUAUGAUUCGUGGUCUAGGUCGAGCCCCUGAGCCCACUACUGUAGCUUCCAGUCAUAUCACCAGCACCAGAACACCAGGCCCUUCGUCCACGACAAAAGGAGCCCCUGCUAUUCAAAAGUUCUUGGAUAUGAGUGAUGCCUCCGAGUUAAAGCUGGGAGAUGUACCCGAGCUACUGGAGGAUUAUAAACGGCUAGCAACCAUGUUGAAAGCUCAACAAAAUAAUAGCUAA
Messenger RNA from Arthroderma uncinatum, 2091 nucleotides. RefSeq lists its product as uncharacterized. The record is from RefSeq and is a predicted model, not a curated record. Gene Ontology annotation, cellular component: endocytic vesicle; cytosol. Gene Ontology annotation, biological process: vesicle-mediated transport. Lineage: Eukaryota; Fungi; Ascomycota; Eurotiomycetes; Onygenales; Arthrodermataceae. Gene Ontology annotation, molecular function: small GTPase binding; guanyl-nucleotide exchange factor activity. The transcript has 2 exons. Bases 1 to 2091 code for a protein of 696 amino acids.